AUGGCCGACGCAUCGGACUCUGCGCGCUACGCCAAGGCGCCGCACCUGUGGGCGCUGGGCGUGGGCGCCGUCGUGAGCGGCGACUUCUUCGGCUGGCAGUCGGGCCUCGUGGCGGCUGCUCAUCAUCCUGGCGCUCGUCACGCCAAUCCCCACUUUCUUGCAACGAACUUGGGGAUGAUACGACUAGAAAUUCUGCAGGCCGUGGGGCGCAAGCUCAAGACGGGCAAGGGCGCGACGUUCAAGGCGACGGUCUACACAAGGUUCGACGCGACCCGAGACGACAGCGUGGACCUGCUCCCGUUCGAAGUGCCUCCACUGGAGCCUCCUCAGAAGAUGAGCCCGAUGCCAGGAGGGGCGCUGCGUUGUCACUGGGGCCGUUCCUCAUACAGCGCCGUGCUAUCACUCUGGCCGCUCCACGUGAUCCUCGCCGUGCUGCCUCUGGAGCCGUUCUCCAUGCGGCACGUACACCACCCGUGCGACGACGUCGUGCAUGGCCAAGCUGGGCCGCUCAAGACGUGA
Molecule: messenger RNA, 519 nt
Organism: Phytophthora sojae
Lineage: Eukaryota; Oomycota; Peronosporomycetes; Peronosporales; Peronosporaceae
Exons: 4
Coding region: 1-519 (172 amino acids)
Source: RefSeq, a predicted model, not a curated record